Molecule: messenger RNA, 1259 nt
Organism: Limulus polyphemus (Atlantic horseshoe crab)
Lineage: Eukaryota; Metazoa; Arthropoda; Merostomata; Xiphosura; Limulidae
Product: GRAM domain-containing protein 2B-like
Exons: 11
Coding region: 29-1138 (369 amino acids)
Biological process (GO): intracellular sterol transport
Cellular component (GO): endoplasmic reticulum membrane; endoplasmic reticulum-plasma membrane contact site; plasma membrane
Molecular function (GO): sterol binding; sterol transfer activity
Source: RefSeq, a predicted model, not a curated record
CCUAGAAGAUCGGGGAAGAUGGGUGAGCAUGCCCAGUGUUGUUCACCCUUCUUCUCACACAGAAGACGAUAUCGAGCUACCCACACCUUCUAAAUUUGGUCUUGUCCGUCUCCAUGAGAGUCGAUUCCACCAUCACUUUCCUGCCGUUAGUUCUGAAGAACACUUAAUCAACUACUACCACUGUGCCCUUGUUUCAGACAUCCUUCUACAAGGAUUUCUUUAUCUGUCAAAAAACUAUUUCGCUUUUUACUCCAACAUAUUUGGCUACAAGACAAAGUUCUUGAUACCUGUGGGAAGUGUGACAAAAAUUACCAAAGAACGUGUAGCCAAAAUAAUACCCAACGCCAUUGGUAUAACAACACAUGAUGAAAAGUAUGUUUUUGGGUCGCUACUGUCCAGAGAUGCCUCCUACCGGUUGAUAUACAAAAUUUGGAAAAAAGCGUCAUGUGAGGAACUCUGUCAACCAGAUGACAGUGAAAGUGAAAACACCUCUGUCAUACUUCCGAGAGAAAUGGAAGACGAAAGCUUUACUAGUAGCUCUUCUGAUCAAACGACCACUGAUGACGCCAGUUCCCUUUCAACUAAGAUUAAAAAAGAACAUGUCCGGAAAUCACCGUCCAGUCGUUCUUCCUCACCCCCCUGGCACAACCUUAAGAGUACGAGCAGCAAAACUGGUACGGUUUCUCCCAAGUGCCAACCGUCAAACAGUGUUGUUUGGAGUAUCACCAAAGAUUGCUUUGGCAAGGUAGAAGAAACCUUCGUCAGCAUUUGCAAGCUUCCUCGGACAUCUGUACUGUUGGCUGUGUCCUCUGUACUUCUCGUGCUGCUUUUCUUUUCUGCAACAUUUCUGAUGUACAGGAUAUCUGUGGUUCAUCGUAGGAUGACCAAUGGGGAGCACUUGCAACCUUUUUCUAAACUGAAGCAAAAACAGAACAAGCUGGGCCAAACAAAGAUAGUAACUGAAGAAGUGAUUCAGUUGACAGACAAUCUACAGAAUAGGAUCAAUCAGCUAGUAAUGGUUAGAAAAUCGUUAGCAGAGUUGAUGGAUGUCACCAUACAAGAUAAAAACUCUUGCAACACUCAAAAAGAAAAAGUUGCAGAUACUGCCCCAGGACAGUGGGUGGCUGUUGGAACUUGAGACUACCUAUGUCCUUCACACAGUCGUGGCAAGCCAAAGCAUGUAAAUUCCAUGUACUCUUCACUUAUUCUAGUCAAUUUUUUCUGAUUAAAUAAAAUUUGCAAGUCACCUAUUGAUGACA